Triticum turgidum subsp. durum (durum wheat) is the source of this 1824-nucleotide messenger RNA. NCBI's taxonomy places the organism in Eukaryota, Viridiplantae, Streptophyta, Magnoliopsida, Poales, Poaceae. The record is from the annotation of a GenBank genome assembly.
AUGGAGGACGAGGAGAUGGAGAGGAAGGUGCAGCAGUACCUGCACCGCAAGGGCUUCCGCCUCACCGAGCUCGCGCUGCAGGAGGAGCGCAACCGCCUCUCCACCACCUCCCUCUCCGACGUCUCGCUCUCCAGGCCGGAUAACGACCCAGCAAGAUACUAUGAUGGCUACAACAAGCUAAGAUCAUGGGCAUACAAUUCUCUGGACCAAUACAAGCAUGAAUUACUCCGUGUCCUUUAUCCAGCGUUUAUCCAUUGCUUCAUGGAUCUAGUGUCAGAGGGGCAUACACUAGAAGCUCGGGCAUUUUUCCUUAAAUUUCGGGAAGAUCAUGAACUGAUGCAUUCAAGGGAUCUCCAAAAGCUGGAAGGCACUCUUUCUCCUUUGCAUUUGGAGGAAAUGGAUCUGGCCCGAUCUUUAAGGGAAAAUAAAUUCAGAAUUAAAUUAUGUGAGUAUUCAUAUGAAUUACUUCUCCAGUAUCUCCAGAAAACACAAGCUCUUGUGAUGCUUGGAAUAAUCAAUGAAAGGAUAAUUUUUGAAGUGUCCGCUGGGCAACCUUCAUUGAUCUCUGAUGAUGCGGAUGUUGUUGCUCUGGUUGGAACCAGCAAGGACUUGGCAAAACAGAUAAAUCAGAAGGAAGUGCAUUGGGGGUUGCUUGAAGAUUCAGUUGAGGAGCGUAUGGAGAAAGCACUCUCAGAUUCUGAUAGAGCUGAAGCAGAAAGCAAGGAUGCAGAUGCAGAAGAUAAUAACAAGGCAAGAAACUCUCUCAUAAAAAAAUCCUCAGAAGGUGGAAAGCAGGGUGGUCCUCUGAACAAAAAGCUCAAAAAGGAUAAGCUUGUAGGUGCAACAGGGAAAAAUACCAAAUCCGAAACAAGCAUGAUUUCUGCGGCACCUCGUGUGAAACCGGAGCUAACCCUUCCAGCGACGCCUGUUGAAGUUGAACAAUCAAUUCUUGAGGACCUGCGAAACCGUGCACAAUUGAAUAACUUGGCAUUGCCAUCUGUUAGCUUCUACACAUUCCUUAAUACACAUAACGGAUUAAACUGCUCAUCGAUCUCAAACGAUGGAUCUUUGGUCGUUGGUGGGUUCUCAGACUCGUCAGUAAAGGUUUGGGAUAUGGCAAAGAUUGGUCAACCAGCAAAAACAUUUAGGCUGUGGAGUACCAAGCUGAAUGCCAAUCUUGUUUGUUACAAAGGACACAAUUACCCAGUUUGGGAUGUCCAAUUUAGUCCAGUCGGCCAUUAUUUUGCCAGUGCCUCGCAUGACAGGACUGCUCGAAUCUGGUCAAUGGAUAAAAUCCAACCUUUGCGGAUAAUGGCCGGGCAUCUUGCUGAUGUUGAUUGUGUGCAGUGGCAUGUAAACUGUAACUACAUUGCCACCGGCUCUAGUGACAAAACUGUACGGCUAUGGGAUGUUCAAACUGGUGAAUGUAUACGAAUGUUUAUUGGUCAUAGGAGUAUGGUCUUAUCACUGGCAAUGUCUCCUGAUGGGCGAUACAUGGCCUCCGGAGACGAAGAUGGGACCAUCAUGAUGUGGGAUCUCUCUACUGGUCGCUGCGUUUCACCACUAGCGGGACACAACUCUUGUGUGUGGUCACUUGCUUUCAGCUGCGAGGGAGCAUUGCUUGCAUCUGGAUCGGCUGAUUGCACUGUUAAACUCUGGGAUGUUGCGUCCAGCACAAAGGCCCUGAAGAUGGAUGACACCAAGGCUGGUUCUACGAACCGACUGAGGCUGCUGAAAGCUCUCCCUACAAAAUCGACUCCUGUUUAUAACUUGCGGUUUUCUGGGAGGAAUCUUUUGUUUGCAUCUGGCGCUCUCUCGCUAUAG